Molecule: messenger RNA, 2003 nt
Organism: Rhodamnia argentea
Lineage: Eukaryota; Viridiplantae; Streptophyta; Magnoliopsida; Myrtales; Myrtaceae
Product: ankyrin repeat-containing protein NPR4-like
Exons: 3
Coding region: 148-1917 (589 amino acids)
Cellular component (GO): plasma membrane
Molecular function (GO): protein phosphatase 1 binding; protein phosphatase regulator activity
Source: RefSeq, a predicted model, not a curated record
CUUUUACGGGAAGCUCCCGAGCAUCCUCCCCUGUCCCUUCACUCUUCUUCUUCUUCUUCUUCUUCUUCUUCUCAUGAACUCCGAGGAAACAAAUAGCUUCACGUCGCUCCUCCAAAAAGUCCAGAGAGAUCGCUGCUGCAAGAAUCCAUGGACCCUCAGCUCUACGAAGCCGCGAGAUCCGGGGACGCCUCGUUCCUCGAGAGGAUAGAUGGCAACUCCACUCUGCUCUCGCAGGUGACCCCGAAGCGAAACACGAUCCUUCACAUCUCGGCCGAGUUCAAGCAAGUCGACUUCUUCAAAGAAGCCACGAGGCUCUGCCCAUGGCUCUUCGAUAAGACGAACUCGAAGCAAGAGACCCCACUUCAGGUCGCAGCCAAAGUGGGCUGCUCCGAGCUGGUUGACUUCAUCGUUGACCGCGCCAGGAGGGCGUACCCGGAUCUUGAGAGCGAGGUUGGGCAUGAUGGGGGUCUCCAGAAAUUGCUCGGGAUGGUCAAUUUGGAGGGCGAUAAUGCGUUGCAUUUGGGCGUUAGGAAUGGGCAUUACUUGGUGGUGAAGUCGCUGGUGGAGGCCGACGCUGGGCUCUUGGACUGUGCGAAUUGCCCCGGCGAAUCGCCCUUUUACAUCGCCACGGCAAAGGGGCACGGCGAGAUCGCUGAGCUGAUACUGAGCCACUCCGGGAGUUGCUUCCCCGGAGGCACCAAUGGGAUGACUGCUCUGCACGCUGCUCUGUAUUAUCAGCUCAAUGGCACUAUGAAGAAGAUUGUAAAGAAAAGAGCAGACAUGAUACGAGAAGGAGAUGCCCUUGGCUGGACUCCUCUCCAUUAUGCUGCUCAUUUCGGCAAUGUCAAUGCUGUUCGAUUGUUCUUAAAGUACGACAGUUCAGCGGCUUAUAUCCCAGACAAGGACGGAGAAUCGGCCCUCCAUAUUGCGGCAUUUAGAGGCCGCACUUCCGUCAUGGAAGAGGUCCUAAAAGUUCGUCCCGACGCUUGCGACUUGCUAGACAACAAGGGAAGAACUGCUCUCCAUGCCGCUGUUUUAGGAGGGCAAGAGAAGGCCGUUCGGUUCAUUUUGGGGCUCCCGGAGCUUGUGGGCCUAGUGAACGAAGCGGACGAAGAUGGGAACACGCCUCUACAUCUGGCUGCCAUGUACAAAAAGUACAGCAUCAUCGCAAUCCUUGCUCGGGACAGCCGAGUAGACUUAAAAGCCAUGAACAAGAAGAACUUGACGGCCCUCGGCAUUUAUAGGAAAUAUCAAGAGAGUGGUUUUGCAGCUGCAAAGGUUUACUUCAUGUUGAAAGAGACCUACGGCGUACAAGACAUGCAAGCAUGGGUCAACACGAAUGUAAAGAAGAUGCUUAAUCGAGGACCCGAUGAAAUAGUCCCGACCGAGAACUUCGGCCACAAAGAGACCACUUCUCACGAAAAAGGCAACAUGCUGGAGAUCCACCUCCUCGUGGCGAUGCUCAUAGCCACAGUCACUUUUGCGGCUGCCUUCACAAUGCCCGGCGGAUACGACAAUACUGGACCGGACGAGGGGAUGGCCAGUCUCACCUCGAAUCUGGCUUUCAAGGCAUUCGUGAUUUUUGAUACUAUGGCAUUUUGCUGCUCGGUUGCCGCCGUGUAUCUCCAGUUCGGGACUUCCGGGGGGGGCUACUAUGAGCGAGCUCGGUUUAUAAAGGCCGCCAUGGUGUUCAUCUUCAUCGCUAUACUCGGGAUGGUAUUAGCAUUCGCAUCGGCAAUGUACAUAGUGCUGGCCAAGUGCAUUGGCCUUGGAUUGACAGCUUACAUUACGGCCGGCUGCUUUAUUGCGACAUUCUUUCUCCGGUGGUUCGUGGAUCCGUUAGGGAAGCCAGAUCUAGGAUUACGCCCAUUGAGGAAGUAUCUACGGAACUUGCUCUUUCGGUACGAAGUAAUCUAAGUAGCAUGUCUGCAAUUCAUAUCACACUUCCUAGUUUGUAAUUAUCGUUGGUUGGGUGAUGCAAAUCGUGUAAAUUACUGUGGUAA